Neocloeon triangulifer is the source of this 2391-nucleotide messenger RNA. RefSeq names its product protein hook homolog. Gene Ontology annotation, molecular function: protein binding. Bases 181 to 2292 code for a protein of 703 amino acids. The record is from RefSeq and is a predicted model, not a curated record. The transcript is spliced from 6 exons. NCBI's taxonomy places the organism in Eukaryota, Metazoa, Arthropoda, Insecta, Ephemeroptera, Baetidae.
GCCUAUAAACAUAAACAACAACAAAACAAACAAGAUUCAGUAGAGACGGUAAAAAAAUGCAGAGAAUUAGAGUUUUUGAGUUUCUUGAAAGAUAAAAUAAUAAUUUCUUUGUAUGAAAGUAUCUGCGAUUUUAUUUCUAAAAUAAACUCUUAUAUCAGGUUAUAAAUUUAAAUAUAAAUAAUGGAGCAAAGAAAUUUAGGAAAGAGUGAUGUCGAGCGCAUCUUCAAUCAAUGGCUCAACGCCCCAGAGUUGAGAAGCGAGGUGCGUGGUUAUUUGCGGCAUCGUCUUUACACAGCCCUUCACAACUCAAAGUUGGGUCCUAAUUUUAAUCAGCUCGAUGUCCACCCUGUUUCACCAAAGUUGCAAACCCUGAAUCUCCUUAUCGCCGAGUACCUUUUGAAGAGCAGGCAUCACUUCACUUUGUCUGUAUUUUCCUGUGAAGCGCCAAACGUGAGCUGCAUCAGCCCAAACAUCCCAGAAAUGCUGAAAGUGCAAUCAGCAGAUGGUUCGAGCUCUCACGUCUUCAGCAAGGAGGACUUUGAAGACAUCGUCGAAACAUUAGGACUACCAAAAAAUUCAAACGUUAUUCAGCAACUGCAGCAAAAAUACCAAGAAGCCAGAGACCAAGCCCUUAUAACAUGUAUUAUUAGAAGUAUGCCUGAUUUUUUAGGGCAAAAUCAAAUGAAUACAGGUCUUCAGUCUACAGCAGAGGUACAAGGAGCCGAACUCAAUCGAGAAAUUGAAAUUUUAAAGAGCAGGCAAUGCCAAGAGGAAGUAAAAGAACUGACAGAAUAUUUCCAAAGAGAAUUGCAGAGGAAAGAUUUAAUUAUAAAAGAGCUACAACGAGCUGCUGCAGACUCGGAUGCAGCCGAGCAAAACGAUCGAAUUGAGACUCUCCAGAGCCAACUUAAAGAAAUGGAAAAGCAGUUCAAAAAUUUUGAGGCGGCUAAGGAACGAGAGAUAGUUGGUUUAAAGAAAUUAAAUAUGGCCCUGGAAAAUGAGAUGCUGGAUUUGCAAGGUGCGCUUGAAGCAAGAAAAAAGCACCUCAGGGACGAGGAGUUUAGGAUGGAGCGUGAAAAGUUGACCUUGAAGCGGAAUAAGAAAAAAUUGCAGAAACACCAGAAACAACUCGACGAAGUCUCCAUCGCUCUCACUGAGAAUUUCCCAGACCAGUCAAUGCUGCCUGCUCUGGAAAUCCAGGUUCAAAUGAAAGACCAAGAAAUAGCAGAGCUCAGGUCAAAAUAUUUGAGCCUUGUUGAAGAGAACAAGAUGCUGAAAAAUCUCAGCACUCAGCAAAGGAGUAGGAUCGAGAGUCUCGACAGAAAGGUUGCGUCUUUGGUGGAUGAGUUGCACCUGGCAAGAGAACGGGCGCUCAGGGCCAGACAGAUUGAAAGUGAAGGGGAGAGCAGUCCAACAGAUGACGUUGUUAAGGAUGCUAGGAAGAGAAUCAGGUCUCUUGAGGAGGAGUUUGAGGCGAUCGAAAAGCAACAUAGAGACUACAAAAAUCGAAGUGAUGUGUCACCCUUCUUCAGCACAUCUCUAGGGAACGAUCACAUUCCAACAUCUCCAAGAACAAAGGGAGGAAUCCCUCAGCAGCGUCUUCAGCCUGCAGCAGCUACUAGAUCACCAGGGUCGGCAAUGUUAGAGGAAAUCCAAACUUCGAUCAAAUCACUGUAUGACAGUGUGCAAGCCAAGCCUGAGAGACUUUCCCAAGCCAGGAAUAAUUCUGGAAGAUCAAGAGCACAGGUACUCGAUGUGUCAAUGAGCAGCAUUUCAUCAGAGUCAACUGGCAUCGAGGGUAGGGAGAGAGGUUUACAACUGCCAGGACCAAGUGGUAUCAAGUCUGUAUUUUCUCAAAGACUGGAUGAGUCAAUUUCUCCAAUUCUACCGGAGGAUAAUGAUAAACAAGAAAAUUUUGAGAGGCGAAACCCACCUCUCAACCAAACUACCCAGCUUGCAGAUUCAUUACUGAUGCCCCAAGCGAGUAAAUCGCUUGAUGCAACCAAGACUAACAUUCCAACCCUGGAGGCAGAACCUCUAGGGACAAGCGACGAACUGAAACUGACCAUUCCUAGUAGCAGCUCGAGCAGUAGUUCCUCAAAAGUUAAUGCUGCCGACAUGCUUAAAACAACAGUGACUGAAAAAGUUGUGACGCUUGGAGACAAAAACGUAAGUACGGUGGGAAGAAGCGAUGGUGACGGUAUGGUUGUAACAAGCACCAGUGAAGACCACAGUGCACCAGCCAUCAGUGCUGCUAGAGACGAUGACGACAACAACUUCUGGGACUUGUGAUGUUUAAACUUGCUGUGUUGUGUUAUGCACAUGAAAAAUUGUAAGCGUUUGUUUUGCUAUUGCACAAAGCCAAUAAAAACUAAUUUUUUUCUUAUAAAA